This is a messenger RNA of Miscanthus lutarioriparius, 4257 nucleotides long. Lineage: Eukaryota; Viridiplantae; Streptophyta; Magnoliopsida; Poales; Poaceae. The record is from the annotation of a GenBank genome assembly.
AUGAUCUUCCGUCCCGGCACCGCCGUGUGGGUGGAACACCCGGAACUCGCCUGGGCCGAGGCCGAGGUCGUCUCCUCGCCCGCCUCCCCGUCCUCGCCGUCCUCAGUCGCUGUCGUCCUAUCCACCGGUGUCAAGGCUGUAGUAGACGGUAGGAAGGUCCUGCCACGGGACACGGAGGCCGAUCUUGGGGGCGUCGACGAUAUGACCAAGCUCGUCUACCUCCACGAGCCUGGGGUGCUCUGCAACCUCGCACUCCGAUACACGCUCAACGAGAUCUACACAUACACAGGGCGCAUCUUGAUUGCUGUAAAUCCUUUUGCAAAGCUCCCCCAUAUGUAUGAUAUGCCUAUGAUGGAGCAGUACAGAGUUGUGCAGUUCGGUGAAUUGAGUCCACAUGUUUUUGCCAUUGCUGAUGCAUCGUACAGAGCUAUGGUUAGCGAGAACCACAGCCAGUCCAUAUUAGUCAGUGGAGAAAGCGGUGCUGGAAAAACAGAGACCACCAAACUCAUUAUGCGAUAUCUUACUUUUGUUGGGGGCCGUGCAAUUGGUGAUAUCCGCUCUGUGGAGCAACAAGUUCUAGAGUCAAAUCCACUGUUGGAAGCUUUUGGUAAUGCACGGACAGUGAGAAAUGAUAACUCCAGUCGAUUUGGGAAAUUUGUUGAAAUUCAAUUUGACAAAUCCGGUAGAAUAUCUGGGGCUGCAGUUCGAACUUACCUCCUGGAACGGUCUCGUGUUGUGCAAAUUUCUGAAUCUGAAAGGAAUUACCACUGCUUUUAUCAACUUUGUGCAUCUGGGAAGGAUGCAGAUAAAUACAAGCUUGCUCAUCCUAGGAACUUUUACUACCUAAAUCAAAGCCAUAUGUAUGAAUUAGAAGGGGUCAGCGAUGCAGAAGAAUAUUUAAAAACACGGAGAGCUAUGGACAUUGUUGGUAUAUGUUUUUCUGAUCAGGAAGCUAUAUUCCGAAUUGUGGCUGCUAUCCUUCAUCUAGGAAACAUUGAAUUUUCUCCUGGAAAGGAGUUUGAUUCCUCUGUUAUUAAGGAUGAAAAAUGUAAAUUCCAUCUCCAGAUGGCUGCUGAUUUACUUAUGGUUGAUGCAAGCCUUUUGCUUUCAACUCUGUGCUAUCGCACAAUUAAAACUCCUGAAGGAAACAUAAUCAAGGCAGUUGACAGUUCUGCAGCUGUCAUCGGUCGUGAUACUCUUGCAAAGACUGUUUAUGCUCGACUAUUUGAUUGGCUUGUUGACAACAUUAAUAAGUCCAUUGGGCAGGACAUGGAGUCUAGGUCACAGAUUGGGGUCUUGGACAUCUAUGGUUUUGAGUGUUUCAAAUAUAACAGCUUUGAGCAGUUGUGCAUCAAUUUUGCUAAUGAAAAGCUUCAACAACAUUUUAAUAAGCAUGUUUUCAAGAUGGAGCAGGAGGAAUAUAAAACAGAAGAAAUUAAUUGGAGCUACAUUGAAUUUGUUGAUAACCAAGAUAUAUUGGAUCUUAUUGAAAAGAAACCAAUAGGCAUAGUUUCACUUUUGGAUGAAGCAUGCAUGCUUGGAAAAUCAACACAUGAAACUUUUGCGAUGAAGUUAUUUCAGAAUUUAAGAGCACACCCGAGACUAGAAAAACCAAAGCUCUCAAAGACGGAUUUCUCCCUGUCGCAUUUUGCUGGAAAGGUGACCUACCAAACUGAUUUAUUUUUGGAGAAGAACCGAGAUUAUGUUAUUGCAGAGCACCAGAAUCUUUUGUCUUCUUCAAAAUGCUCAUUUAUUUCUGGUCUCUUUGUUUCACACCAAGAUGAUCCAUUGAAAUCAUCUUAUAAGUUUUCUUCAGUAGCUUCACGAUUUAAGCAACAACUCCAAGCACUAAUGGAGACACUUAGCUCCACGGAGCCUCAUUACAUCCGUUGCAUAAAACCAAAUUCUCUGAAUUGCCCUCAGAAGUUUGAAAAUGGCAGUGUACUACAGCAACUGCAGAGUGGGGGUGUACUUGAAGCUAUUAGGAUAAGUCUUGCUGGUUAUCCCACAAGGAGAACAUACUCUGAAUUCAUCAACCGCUUUGGACUUCUUGUGCCAGAACAUAUGGAUGAAAGAUUUGAUGAGAGAUCACUGACACAGAGGAUCCUAAGGCAACUAAACCUGGAGAACUUUCAACUUGGCAGAACAAAAGUUUUUCUCCGGGCUGGUCAGAUAGCUGUGUUGGACUCCAGACGUGGUGAGAUUCUGGACAAUGCUUCCAGGAUUGUGCAGGGUCACUUUCGAACCUUUACUGUUCGCAAAAAAUUUCUUUCAACAAGGAAAGCUUCUAUUUCUAUCCAAACAUUUUGCCGAGGGUGUUCAGCACGAAAUGUGCUUGAAGCUAAGAGACAGAUAGCUGCAGCUGUUUCAGUUGAAAGAUAUGCUAGAAGAUGGUUGUGUCGUUGUGCAUAUUUGCAUCUUCGUUCUGCUUCUCUUGUGAUCCAGUCUGGGAUUCGCUAUAUCUUAGCAGUUCAGAGGUUGCUACACUUAAAGAAUGCUAAAGCUUCUACUGUUAUCCAGGCUUGGUGGAGGAUGCAGAAGCUCCAUUAUUUCCAUCAGCAAUAUCGACGGGCAACAGUUCUCAUCCAGUGUUGUUGGAGACAGAAGCUUGCUAAAAGGGCAUUGGGGAACCUUAAACAUGCUGCUUAUGAAACUGGAGCUUUACGUGAAGCUAAAGGCAAACUCGAGAAGAGCUUAGAAGAUCUUACUUUGCGAUUCACGUUAGAGAGGAGGCAAAGGCUUGCUACUGAAGAGUCUAAGGCAUUGGAGAUAUCUAAGCUUCUCAAAAUAUUGGAUUCAGUGAAGUUAGAAUUAGAGGCAUCAAAUGAAGAAAAUAAAAAUAGUUGCAAGAAAAUUGCCUCACUCCAACAUCAGCUAGAUUUAUCAUCCAAGGAUCAAGAAGCUCAGCAAAACAGUCUUUCUCAGAUAGAAGAAGUGAAGAGGGAGAAUAUUUUACUGAAGGCAAAGAACACAGAAAUGGAACAAGAGCUCUUAAAAGCUCAAAAAUGUAGCCAUGAUAAUAUGGACAAGCUGCACGAUGUGGAAAAGAACUAUGGGCAUCUCCGGGAUAACUUGAAAAACUUGGAGGAUAAGAUCUCAAAUUUAGAAGAUGAGAAUCAUUUAUUGAGACAGAAGGCCUUGAAUUUAUCUCCUAGGCACAGCCGAACUGGGGAUUAUCAUGAUGUGCUCCAACGGUGCAUCAAAGAUGAUAUGGGAUUCAAGAAGGGAAAACCAGUUGCAGCCUGUAUCAUUUACAAAUGCCUUCUCCAUUGGGGAGUAUUCGAGGCUGAAAGAACAACUAUUUUUGACUUCAUAAUUCACACAAUCAAUACCACUCUGAAGGCAGAAAACGAGAAUGACAUUUUGCCCUACUGGCUAGCCAAUGCUUCUGCCCUUCUAUGCAUGUUGCAAAGAAACUUAAGGUCAAAAGGAUUCAUCAUGGCACCCUCUCGAUCGUCUUCAGAUACUCACUUAAGUGAAAAGGCAAAUGAAGCAUUCCGGUCUCCUUUAAGAGCCUUUGGACAACAAACAAGCAUGUCACACAUUGAUGCUCGAUACCCAGCCAUGCUAUUUAAGCAACAACUAACUGCUUCCUUGGAGAAGAUCUUUGGCUUAAUUCGUGACAAUCUAAAGAAAGAGAUAUCACCUCUUUUAAGCCUUUGCAUUCAGGUGCCUUCUUUUUUCACCCGCAAGCUAGUAACUCAAGUUUUCUCCUUCAUUAAUGUGCAGUUGUUCAAUAGUAUGCUCCUACGACGAGAAUGUUGCACAUUUUCAAAUGGAGAAUAUGUGAAAUCUGGGCUUUGUGUGCUGGAGAAAUGGAUUGUGGACACUGAAGAGCAUGCAGGUGCAGCUUGGGAUGAGCUGCAGUUCAUUAGGCAAGCGGUUGACUUUCUGAUCAUUCCACAGAAAAGCAAAAAGACCCUUGAGCAGAUUAAGAAAAAUAUUUGCCCGGCAUUAAGUGUGAGACAGAUAUAUCGUCUAUGUACGAUGUACUGGGACGACAAAUAUGGUACUCAUAGUGUAUCAGCUGAGGUUGUUGCCAGAAUGAGGGACAUGGUGAGUAAUGGCAUGCAAAAUCCUGUCUCUAAUUCAUUUCUUCUAGAUGAUGACUUAAGCAUUCCUUUCACGACUGAGGAAAUCGCAGAGGAAGUACCAGAUGUUGACAUGUCAAACAUUGAAAUGCCCUCAUCUCUUCGUCAUGUUCACUCUGCUCAGUUCUUGAUGCAGCACCUUCAGCCAUCUUAUUUGUCUCGAUGA